AUGCUUAUAGGCCACUGGGUUGUUUCCAAUCGACCCGGUAGUCGUUUGCAUGAAUGUGCUCUCGGGCUGCAGCGACAUCUUGAGAUGCGACUAUCUGAGAUGGGCAUCCUUCCAGAAUCUCACUCCUCAACUCCUUUGACGACACUGGCGGGAUCAACUGGGGUUACUGAGACUCUAGCCACCACUGCCAGACCAACACUAGAUACCGCUGAUGGUUCUUUAUGUACAGUUACCAAGCGACGGCGCAUAACAACUCUCGCACGCACCUAG
This is a messenger RNA of Protopolystoma xenopodis, 270 nucleotides long. The record is from the annotation of a GenBank genome assembly. Lineage: Eukaryota; Metazoa; Platyhelminthes; Monogenea; Polystomatidea; Polystomatidae.